AUGCCUCUCCCACGGCGACGGCGCCCUCCGCGCCCCGGCGCCCUGACGGAGCUCCCGCCGCUGCGCAUCUUGACGCAGAUCCUGGCGCUGCAGGCGCUGUACUAUGUCAGCGCGGUGGUGAUGAUUCUUUUUACGACGCUCGUGAUGGGGACGCCGUUUAGGUUGUUGGAUGAUAUAUUAGGGUGGACGGCGCUGAGGGGGGAUACGACGCAGGGGUGGCUGCUGGGGAUGGUGUGGAUGGUGAAUGCAUUUUUUAUUGUUAUCGCGAUCCUCUUCAUAAUCCAGCGCUCCAAACUCGUCCUCGACUUCGUCAUCACCCUCCACAUCGUUCACCUCAUCCUCGUCUCCCUCUACUCACACGGCCUCCCGCGAAACUGGCUCUGGUGGGCCCUCCAAAUCUGCAGCGCAGUAUUCAUGGUCGUCCUCAGCACCUGGGCGUGUCAGCGCCGCGAGCUACGCCCUAUAAUCUUCGGUGGCUCCGCUGCGUCGCCCACCGACAACGGAUCCGCGAGCGCUGGCGCGGGCGCUGGCCCGUCGGAAUCGAUAGGGGAUGAGGAAUCUGGGUUCUCUGGGGGUGGGAGGAGGGGAAGAGGCCGUGAUGAGGCGGGGGGAUAUGAGAUGGUUCCGAUAAAGACUGAGAGACAGGAGGCGUGAGGACUUCUAGCGGGGGUUCUGCUGGUGUUGUUGUUAUUAUCUACUGUACUGUACGGAGUAUGGGCGAACUAGACAUGGGACGGUUUCAUGGCGUUUGGGGGACUACAAGGCGGACAAGCCUGGGGUGGUCGGGACUGGGAUAUUGGCUAGGCCAUACGGAUACCCUCAUGAUUCUAAUUAAACGAAUUGCUCGGAUUUUUGCGAUGCAAUAUCUGUACAACACAUAUUUUCCAAAUGCCAUAGUUGCAUAUAUUUCACUGGUGUAAAUUCUCCCGUUGACCGAACUGAUAUUUUUGCAAAGCAUUCACGUUACUCUUCAUGUUGGCACCUCAAUAGUUUGAUGUCUCUUGGGGCUAGUUAGAAAUCCAGGCUAC
Pseudogymnoascus destructans is the source of this 1028-nucleotide messenger RNA. RefSeq lists its product as uncharacterized. The record is from RefSeq and is a predicted model, not a curated record. The transcript is spliced from 2 exons. Bases 1 to 654 code for a protein of 217 amino acids. Gene Ontology annotation, cellular component: Golgi membrane; trans-Golgi network. Gene Ontology annotation, biological process: protein localization to Golgi apparatus; Golgi to plasma membrane protein transport; Golgi to endosome transport. Lineage: Eukaryota; Fungi; Ascomycota; Leotiomycetes; Thelebolales; Thelebolaceae.